Molecule: messenger RNA, 1212 nt
Organism: Carica papaya (papaya)
Lineage: Eukaryota; Viridiplantae; Streptophyta; Magnoliopsida; Brassicales; Caricaceae
Product: senescence-specific cysteine protease SAG12-like
Biological process (GO): proteolysis
Molecular function (GO): cysteine-type peptidase activity
Source: RefSeq, a predicted model, not a curated record
CCGUUGAUACAAUCUCCAGCAAGUAUUAGUUAAUGGCUUUAAGAUUUGAAACAAAAGUCAUCAUCAUCACCUUGGUGAUGAUACUAGGAAUUAUGAAAUUUCCAGCCAUGUCGCGCACACUUCAAGACACUUAUGUUGCCGAGAAACACCAAGAAUGGAUGAUUAAAUAUGGGCGUGUUUACAAUGAUAACGCAGAGAAGGAAAUUCGUUUUAAGAUAUUCAAUGAUAAUAUCGUAUUUUUAGAAAAUUUUAAAAUUACAGAAAAUUUUAUUUAUCAAUUAACUCUUAAUGAAUUUGCAGAUAUGACUAACGAAGAAUUUUUAGCAUUUCAUGCAGGAUUUAAGAUAUCAAUACAGUCCAUAGGAAUGCACCGAACAAAUUCAUUCAGAUAUAAAAACUCAACUGAUGUUCCACUUAAUAUCAAUUGGGUUAAACAAGGAGCUGUCACCAAAGUUAAGGACCAAAGUCUUUGUGGAUGUUGUUGGGCAUUUUCAGCAGUGGCAGCAAUUGAAGGUAUUAUCCAAAUCAAAACAGGCAAAUUAGUAUCGUUGUCUGAACAAGAACUAGUAGAUUGUGUAUCAAAAAGUGAUGGAUGUUCUGGUGGUUGGAUGAAUUAUGCAUUCGAGUACGUAAAAGAAAAUGGCAUCACCACUGAAGAAAAUUACGAAUACAAGGCAAAUGAUGGACAUUGCAACUCGAUAAAAUCCAUCAUCCCAGCUGCCAAUAUCACAAAUUAUGAAAACGUACCACAAAAUGAUGAGAGAGCAUUACAGCAAGCUGUAGCAAAACAGCCUGUCUCAGUUGCUAUUGAUGCCCGUGGAAGUGAGUUUCAGUUUUAUUCAAGUGGGAUUUUUAAUGGAGUUUGUGGAAAUUCACUGACUCAUGCAGUAACCAUAGUAGGUUAUGGAAGUGAAAAAGGAAUAGAUUAUUGGUUAAUUAAGAAUUCAUGGGGUAAAACAUGGGGUGAUGCUGGCUACAUGAAGAUUAAAAGAAAUGGUGGUGUACCAGGAGGACUCUGCGGUAUUGCAAUGCAAGCUUCCUAUCCAAUUGCUUAAUUAAGCUAACAUAUUACAUAUAUUUAUGUAAACAUAAGUACCUUCUAAUAAGUAUGUGGUAAGCCAAUUGCUGAUUGAUCUUGUUCUUUUACUUAGUGAAUUUAUAAAAACAGAAACAAUAAACAUAUAACACAAGAAAACACGUAAUGAAAUGCCA